Molecule: messenger RNA, 1751 nt
Organism: Toxotes jaculatrix (banded archerfish)
Lineage: Eukaryota; Metazoa; Chordata; Actinopteri; Toxotidae
Gene: anks4b
Product: ankyrin repeat and sterile alpha motif domain containing 4B
Exons: 2
Coding region: 103-1401 (432 amino acids)
Biological process (GO): brush border assembly
Molecular function (GO): protein binding
Source: RefSeq, a predicted model, not a curated record
GUUGACGCCCAGUGAUCACUUUGUUUGCUCGGGUCUGCAGUCGUGUCAGUCUGUGCAUCUGACGUGGGUGGAUUUGUCUGGACCUUUUCUGUUCUUUUAAGUAUGUCUAGGUACCACAAAGCAGCGAUUGAUGGCUACUUGGACCUCUUGAAGGAGGCCACAAGGAGGGACCUGAACACUGCGGAUGAAGAUGGCAUGACACCCACCUUACUGGCUGCUUUCCAUGGACAUAUCGAUGCUCUUCAGCUCAUAUGCAGCAGAGAAGGAGACCCAAACAGGAGUGACAUCUGGGGAAACACACCGCUGCACCAUGCCGCAGCCAAUGGUCACAUGCACAUCCUCAGCUUUCUGGUCAACUUCGGUGCAAACCUUUUCGCACUGGACAAUGAAUUCCACACAGCUAUGGACGUUGCUGCUUCUCGUGACCGCAUGGACUGCGUGCGCUUCCUAGAUGCUGCUGCCUCACAGCAGACCAACCAAAAUCCCAAGAAGGUCGCCAAUCUAAAGAAGGAAGCCAUCAAAGAAGCAGAGAAACGUGUGAAACUCUGUGAGAAGGUGAAGAAGAAACACCAGAGCAAAAUGGAUAAAAUGCACCGUGGAGCAGGGAAUACUGGGUCUGUUUCAGAGGCCAGCAUGGCAUCAUCACUCUCAAACGGUGGUACCAUGACAGGCGUCAAUGAGCAGUUCUCCAAGCUUAUUAGUGCUGAUAAAUCUGGAUCUCUUACAGCCAGGGUUAAAGGUACCCUCCAGAAGAAGCUUGGGAAGAAAGAUAAAGGCACACUGCAGAAAUCAGGAGGAGACGGGAACGUUAUUUUCCUCAAGCAGGAGAAUCAGGCUUCUGAGAAGCCAGAGUUUCUGGAUGUUUUCAGUGAGCAGGAUGAAAAUGUGUUAGAUGAAGAAGGAAUGGGCAGCUUUGAAGAUGAUGAUUACAAUGAAGAACCAGGCCAAGUAAAACAGUCCAUCUUCAACCGGCCGGGUCUUGGAGGGCUGAUUUUCAUGAAAAAGAUGGGGUUGGAUUCAGAGGACACCCCCAGCGGUAACAAUGAAAAUCUCGGUUACCUCUUUCAGAAUGAGUUAUUUGAGGCAGAGGAAGAUGCUGAUGACUUUGAGGGGACUGGUACCGCUGAUCUGCCCUGGGAUCAGGAAGAUCUGGGCUUGGAUGAUGAGGAAGAUGAGGAGACCUCUCCUUUGAAUGCAUUCUUGUCUGCCAUCUCCUUGCCAGAGUUUGCACCUGCAUUCAGCCGAGAGCACCUGGACCUGGAGGCGCUCAUGCUUUGCUCUGAUGAAGACCUGAAAAGCAUUCGCAUCCAACUUGGACCCAGGAAGAAGAUCCUGGAAGCUGUUGCUCGAAGAAAGAACGCACUGGAGACUCCUGGCAUCUUAAGAGACAGCUGCUUGUGAUCCUAUGAGACAGGAACAGAGAUUUAUAAUCCUGUUUGAAACUUAAAAUGAAUCUGUAUGUUUUGCAAAGAGACCAACAGCAAACUGUUUCUCCAAAAGGAAAACCAUUGUGCACUGCUCUGUUUGCACAAUAGUAUCCAUGUUACAAAUGGCAUGCCAGGAGGGUCCAUACCUACAGUAUCGACAAUAAUGUCUGGAAGGCAAGAGAAGAAAAUUAUCAAGACAGACAGACCAUGGCCAGAAACCUGAUUUUAAAUCAACAUUAUAAUAUUUUGUGUAGACAAAAAAGGAAAAAAAGGUGUUCUAAUAUAACGUUGGUGAUUGUUUCUGCCCAUAAAUAAGAUAAAGGG